AUGCCCUCUAAGGGUAGCUCUGGAGAGGCAGGUCUUCUUGGAACAAUAGGAUCUGCUGGAGAGCAAGGCAAAGCAGGAGGUCUAGGACCCGUUGGACCCAUUGGUGGACCGGGAGACAUCGGAGUACAAGGACCAGCCGCCCACCGGGCAAACCAGGAGCCAGGGGACCUAAAGGAGAUCUUGGUCUUCCUGGUGUUCCCGACCCCCAGGCCUCCCCGAGUGAAGGGAGAGAGGGGGGGACAAGGUUCUGAGGGAACCUCUGGAGACAAAGGAGAUGUUGGUGACCAAGGAGAAGCUGGACCCAAAGGAGUGGUUGGAAACCCAGGAGAGCCUGGUAACAGAGGGCCAGAGGGUAGCAGAGGGCAGCCUGGCAUCGAGGGCCCAGCUGGUACUUCUGGACCACGUGGCAUGCAGGGCAACAGGGGCGCACCAGGAAUCAGGGGGUCACAGGGACCGGCGGGUAAAGAACCAAGCGAUCAACACAUCAGACAAGUCUGCAUGAGAGUUAUGCAAGAGCAACUAGCCCAGUUGGCUGCCAGUCUAAGGAGGCCGGAGUCUGGAGCAGCGGGCCUGCCUGGUAAGCCAGGGCCUCCUGGUCCUGCCGGACCCCCAGGGGACAGUGGCUUCCCUGGGCAGGCUGGAGCAAGAGGACUGCCUGGCCUCAAAGGACCUCCAGGACUCCUAGGACUCAAAGGACCCAAAGGUGAAUUGGGCGACAGAGGAGACCGAGGUCCCACGGUGCGAGGGGCCAAGGGCCAGCCAGGACCUCCCGGUCUACCAGGUGAGCCCGGAAAGCCUGGUUACGGCCAGGAGGGACGUGACGGCGAGAGAGGACCUCCAGGUGUUCCUGGCCAGGCUGGUGUACCUGGGCCUCCUGGUAAUGCUGGCCCCAAUGGCUACUGCGACCCAUCGUCCUGCAACCUCAGACCGGGGGACAUUGACACCAGCAUCAAGGGCCCGGAGGGAACUAGAAACUAGAGCCACCACCCAGUGGAGGCUGGUGUCACUUUAAAUCUGAGGACUGGAUCUAAUGGCUAUAAUGGAAUGAAUGGAAAAGUUUCAAACACCUUGGAUUCUGUUCCAUUUAUUCCAUUAGAGCCAUCACUAUGACCUAUCCCCCCUUCACCAGCUUCCACUGCCCAACACCCAGAGAGGGGUAGAGACAGAGACAGAGACUAAGAUGGCAGAUGGACAGUUCUCCCACCCCAACCCUGGGAGCACACAACAUCCUCACAGCCUCUCUACUCUGAAGGCUGUUGCUGUUGAGUCCAUUCUAACGUAUCUGCAGUGUUUUGUGAGAGUGUUCUGUGCUAGCCAGAUCUCUAUCGGAUAUGAAGGAGUCUUCCACUUCCACAAAUGCGAAACAAAACUAAGUAUUUUGUUGCAAAACAAUAAUAAUCCUGAACCUGUUUGGACGUGUAACAGUUUUUUACAUGACAGAUUUUCUUUUUCUUUUGUUGUUUUCAGAAAUGGGUGCUCUAUUUUAAGAUAUUAAUGUUUUGAAGACGAUAUUUGUUUUUAUUCCACCGUCCCUGUAAACCUAGAUGUCCUUAAUAACCACCAGAGCAUCACCUGUCCUUAAUAACCACCAGACAAUUCACCUGUCCUUAAUAACCACCAGACCAUCACCUGUCCUUAAUAACCACCAGAGCAUCACCUGUCCUUAAUAACCACCAGACAAUCCUCCUGUCCUUAAUAACCACCAGACAAUGUACCUGUCCUUAAUAACCACCAGACCAUCACCUGUCCUUAAUAACCACCAGAGCAUCACCUGUCCUUAAUAACCACCAGACAAAACCCUGUCCUUAAUAACCACCAGACAAAUCACCUGUCCUUAAUAACCACCAGACAAUUCACCUGUCCUUAAUAACCACCAGACAAAUACCCUGUCCUUAAUAACCACCAGACAAUGUACCUGUCCUUAAUAACCACCAGACCAUCACCUGUCCUUAAUAACCACCAGAGCAUCAUCUGUCCUUAAUAACCACCAGACAAACUACCUGUCCUUAAUAACCACCAGACAAACUACCUGUCCUUAAUAACCACCAGACAAAACCCUGUCCUUAAUAACCACCAGACAAAUCACCUGUCCUUAAUAACCACCAGACAAAUCCCUGUCCUUAAUAACCACCAGACAAAUCACCUGUCCUUAAUAACCACCAGACAAAUACCCUGUC
Molecule: messenger RNA, 2177 nt
Organism: Oncorhynchus gorbuscha (pink salmon)
Lineage: Eukaryota; Metazoa; Chordata; Actinopteri; Salmoniformes; Salmonidae
Product: collagen alpha-1(IX) chain-like
Exons: 12
Coding region: 1-978 (325 amino acids)
Source: RefSeq, a predicted model, not a curated record